AACACUUCACUGUUUGCCUCUACACACUGUAGUUGUGCCCUGAAGGUCAGCCUGUGUUGAGUUUCUCCCAAGAGCGCGUCUCACGAGCAUCGCAGGCGGAAUGGAGCUGACUGCGGCUUUCGUGAAGUUCCAGCUGGCUCACCUGCACCACUUGUUUGCUCUUGUUUGCAUCGUUUUCGUCGUCUACAAGUUGAGUCUAUCGCUUGCACAGAGGGCGAAGGCGUUGCGAACUGCUGAAGCGUUCCCUGGGCCUCCGAGACACUGGCUCUUUGGAAAUCUAUUGCAGUUUCAAGAUGGGAAAGAGUUUGAAAAUGUUUUGAAGUGGUCCAAGGAUUACCCUUACAUUUUCCCAGUGUGGUUCGGUCCCUUUCUCUGCUCCUUCACCAUAAACCAUCCAGAUUAUGUAAAAACCAUUCUGUCAUCAUCAGAGCCAAAGGAUGAUUUUGCGUAUAAGUUUAUUGAAUCUUGGAUUGGGGACGGGCUGUUAGUGUCAAAAGGCCAGAAAUGGUUUCAGCACAGAAGACUCCUAACCCCAGGUUUCCAUUAUGAUGUCCUUAAACCUUACGUAAAACUGAUGUCAGAUACUGCCCAGACUAUGUUGGACAAGUGGAAACGUUACGCAACCAACGAGUCGUUUGAAUUAUAUGAACAUGUGAGCCUCAUGACACUGGACAGCAUUCUGAAGUGUGCCUUCAGUGACAACAGCAACUGUCAGCUUGAGAGCGGGAAAAACCCCUACAUCAAAGCCGUGUACGAGCUCAGUUUUCUGAUAAACAAGCGCGCUCGAACAUUCCCAUACCACAACAACCUGAUUUUCUACUUGAGCCCACUUGGCUUCAGACACAGAAAAGCAUGCAAGGUGGCUCAUGAUCACACAGAUAAUGUCAUAAAGAAGAGGAAAGAAGCACUGAAGAAUGAGAAGGACGUGGAGAAUAUACAGAAAAAAAGACACCUGGAUUUUCUGGAUAUCCUUCUCCAAGCCAGAGAUGAAAACAAGCAGGGUUUGUCAGAUGAGGAUAUGCGAGCAGAGGUGGACACCUUCAUGUUUGAGGGCCAUGACACCACAGCCAGUGGCCUCUCUUUCAUCCUCUACUGUCUGGCCUGCCACCCAGAGCACCAGAAGUUGUGCAGGGAGGAGAUCAAUCAAGUCUUGGAUGGCAGAGACAGCAUGGAGUGGGAGGAUCUCAGUAAAAUUCCAUACACCACAAUGUGCAUAAAGGAAUCCCUCCGUCUCUACCCUCCUGUGCCUGGGAUGGCCAGAAAACUCACCAAAAACAUCACCUUCUUUGACGGGAGGAGUCUGCCUGCAGAAACUAGGGUUGGAACAAGUGUGUUUGGGAUUCACAGGAAUCCAGCUGUCUGGGAAAACCCUGAUGUGUUUGACCCGCUGCGUUUCCUACCAGAGAAUGUUUCCAAGAGAUCGCCUCAUGCAUUUGUGCCUUUCUCUGCCGGGCCAAGAAACUGCAUCGGUCAGAACUUCGCUAUGAAUGAGAUGAAAGUGGUGACAGCCCUGACACUGCAGAAAUACCAUCUGAUGGAGGACUCCUCUCAAAAACCCAAGCUCGUUCCCCGCCUGGUGCUUCGCUCUCUCAACGGCAUCCACAUCAAGAUCAGACCUGUGGAGCCUGAUGAGUAAAGGAAAAUGCUGUGAAGAUAAAAAAAAUGCUGUACACUAUUCAGAGAAGGAAAAAUUGAAAAGCUGCUGUAAUUUAAAACAUUCUAAUAAGCUUUCAUGCUGACAUAAAAUCAGUGAAGGGUAACAAUAGGAAUAAAAUGAGAAAUACACCAUAUCGUCACUUUGACAAUCAUCAAGUUUUGCUGUCACACCUUAUAUUUGGAAAAGGGAUUUAAGCUUACAUAUGUUGUGCUAGGAAUUUUGCAUUUAAUCACUUGUCAUAAAUACCUCUUGUUAAAAAUAAACCUUGUUUUGGAGCGGGCGGCUCAGGUUUGAUUCCAACCUGCGGCCCUUUACUGCACAUCAUUCCACUCUCUCCUAGUUUCCUACCCUAUCCACUUUCCUUUCCUCUCAAUAAUGACAUUGAGCCCAAAACUUCGGCUUUGUAAGAAAAAGAAUCAUUGUUUGUUUUUCAUUUUAAAAUGCACUGAGAAUGUGAUUGUAAAUAUAGAGUUCAAGACAAUAAG
Molecule: messenger RNA, 2142 nt
Organism: Notolabrus celidotus (New Zealand spotty)
Lineage: Eukaryota; Metazoa; Chordata; Actinopteri; Labriformes; Labridae
Product: cytochrome P450 4B1
Exons: 12
Coding region: 101-1636 (511 amino acids)
Molecular function (GO): oxidoreductase activity, acting on paired donors, with incorporation or reduction of molecular oxygen; heme binding; monooxygenase activity
Source: RefSeq, a predicted model, not a curated record